Messenger RNA from Gossypium arboreum, 1561 nucleotides. RefSeq lists its product as uncharacterized. Bases 517 to 1287 code for a protein of 256 amino acids. The transcript is spliced from 9 exons. Lineage: Eukaryota; Viridiplantae; Streptophyta; Magnoliopsida; Malvales; Malvaceae. The record is from RefSeq and is a predicted model, not a curated record. Gene Ontology annotation, molecular function: hydrolase activity.
GUUAAUGGGUAUCGAUCAAAUCAUCAAAGAAUUCAUAAACAAAUGAUUGAAAGAAAAGAUUUAUCUUUUUAUUUUUUUUCAAAUUUUGAUUAUUCUUUUUAUUGUUUUCAGUAAUAUUCUGUUGAGUUGUUGUAGGGGAUUUUGCUUUAUUGUAUGGCCACUGCCCACAAGCAUAGAUUCUCUCUAUAUUGCAAAUCUUUAUUAAGGGGAUGGAUGAUGGAGUGCUGGCGCUCUGUUCUGCUCGGAUUCUCUCUACUAUUGAAAAGAUCAUUUGCUUUUGUCCUUGCCUUCCUUUUCAAGGAUGCCCUUCCCUUCGCUCCUUUUUGAGUUUUCUAGGCAAUUUUUAGGCUGAGUUUGUAGCCAGCUGCACUCAAUAUUCACCUGUUUUAUUCCAUUUUCACAUUGCCCUUCCUGCUUAUAAAUAGGCAAUACCCCUUCUGGGUUUUCUUCAUUGUGUCACCUCACACUUUGGCCUGCUCUUUACUGCAUUCUCACAAGUACUAGGAAAACAAAAACAUGAGUUAUUCAUAUCAGACCGUCGGCUCCGGUAGUGGAACUGCUAGAAAGACAUUCGACUUUGGAAGGACGCAUGUUGUUCGACCAAAAGGAAAACACCAGGCAACUAUAGUCUGGCUUCAUGGCCUUGGUGACAAUGGUUCUAGCUGGUCCCAGAUUUUGGAAAGCCUUCCUCUACCAAAUAUAAAAUGGAUUUGCCCCACCGCUCCUACUCGUCCUGUGGCCAUUCUUGGGGGAUUUCCUUGCACUGCAUGGUUUGAUGCUGGUGAGCUUUCAGAAGAUGGUCCGGAUGAUUGGGAAGGUUUAGAUGCUUCAGCGGCACAUAUUGCAAACUUCUUGUCAACAGAGCCAUCUGAUGUUAAGGUCGGUAUCGGAGGCUUUAGUAUGGGUGCUGCAAUGGCCCUCUACUCUGCAACCGCUUAUGCUCUUGGAAGGUAUGGAAAUGGAAACCCAUACCCCAUCAGCCUAAGGGCAGUUGUUGGAUUAAGUGGAUGGCUUCCAGGUUCAAGGGGAUUAAGGAACAAAAUAGAAGUAUCCAGUGAAGCCGCAAGGCGUGCUGCAUCCUUGCCUAUUUUGCUUAGCCAUGGAACCUGUGAUGAUGUUGUCCCUUACAAGAAUGGUGAAAAAUGUGCCCAAUCAUUGAGUAUAGCAGGAUUCCGAAACCUCACUUUUAAAACCUAUGAAGGGAUUGGACAUUACACAGUCCCUAAAGAGAUGGAUGAGGUCUGCAAUUGGCUUACAGCAAGGCUGGGGCUUGAGGGAUCUCGUUAACUGUAGCACGGCACCGGUUUAUAGUAGAAGCUAAUGGAAGAAGAACAGAAGAGGGAAACAAUAAUGUUGGAGAAAGAGAGAUAAAACUGCAUAUGUAUAAAUAAGGUAGUUUAACAAAAUGGGUUGCUAGGGUAUAUGGUAUAGUUGAAAUAGCCCUCUUUAUAUCCCCUUUUGUCUCUUGUAUUUUUUUUUUUAGCUGUGCUGAAAAUAAAGUUUUGAAUGCGUUCACAGCAAUUUGGUAUGGGUUAUAAUGUGAAAUGUGAAAUUAGUGGCA